AUGGGUGCUUAUGUGAGCCUCUCAGAGUACAAUGGGAAAGAGGGUAUGAUCUUGCUGUCUGAAUUGUCUCGCCGACGUAUACGAUCAGUGAACAAGUUGAUCCGAGUAGGCCGCAGCGAGUGUGUGGUCGUCAUUAGGGUAGAUAAGGAUAAAGGAUACAUCGACUUGUCCAAAAGACGAGUAUAUUCCAAAGAUUUGAUUCUGUGUGAAGAGCGAUUUGCGAAAGCAAAGGCAAUUAAUAGCAUUUUACGGCAUGUCGCAGAACAGCUUGGAUAUGACAAAGACGAGCAGUUGGAGGACCUAUACAUGAGGACAGCGUGGCAUUUCGAUAGGAAAGAAAAGAAAAAAGCUGCUGCUUACGACGUUUUCAAACGAGCUAUUGCGGAGCCUCACGUAUUGGACGAAUGCGAUAUUUCUCCUGAAGUUAGAGAAGCACUUCUGGAAGACAUUAGGAAGAAACUCACUCCACAAGCCGUCAAGAUUCGAGCCGAUAUAGAGGUGUCAUGUUUCUCUUAUGAUGGCAUUGACGCCAUCAAGGAAGCACUAAUUGCUGGCAAGAAUUGUUCAACAGAGUCGAUGCCGAUUAAGAUCAAUCUCAUCGCUGCUCCACAUUUUGUCGUCACGACACAGACGCUUGAUAGAGAACAUGGUCUCACUGCUGUCAAUGAUGCGCUGGAUGUUGUUAGGCAGACUAUAGAAAGAUAUGGAGGAAAAUUUGCUAUCAAAGAGGAGGCUCGCGUCGUCACCGAUGUUGACGACAAUGACAUUAAGAAAAGGUUGGAGCUGGCUGAACUUGAGGAAGAGGAAGGGUCUGAUGAAGACGAAGAUGAAAGUGAGGAGGAGGAUCAGGUAAGUUUCUGCCACACAUUGCUCGCCAAUCCAAACAAUGUACCGGAGGCCCGUACACUGCCAAAAGAUGCGCGGCCGCACACGGUCGUCAGCGGACGAGUCGCAGCGAUGGCGAUGUCAUAG
Ostertagia ostertagi is the source of this 972-nucleotide messenger RNA. Lineage: Eukaryota; Metazoa; Nematoda; Chromadorea; Rhabditida; Trichostrongylidae. The record is from the annotation of a GenBank genome assembly.